Molecule: messenger RNA, 1089 nt
Organism: Menidia menidia (Atlantic silverside)
Lineage: Eukaryota; Metazoa; Chordata; Actinopteri; Atheriniformes; Atherinopsidae
Source: the annotation of a GenBank genome assembly
AUGAAUUACGAAUUCGAGCGAGAGAGCGGUUUUAUCAAUAGUCAGCCGUCGCUUGCUGAGUGCCUGACAUCUUUCCCCCCUGUCGCUGAUUCAUUUCAAAGUUCAUCAAUCAAGAGCUCGACGCUUUCACGCCCGACACUCAUUCCUCCUCCCUUUGAGCAGACCAUUCCUAGCCUGAAUCCGGGCAGCCAUCCGCGCCACGGCCGGCCCAGGCACAGCCCCGAUGGAUGCAGCCCGCUGCCCACCGCCUCCUUACCCCCGGAAUACCCGUGGAUGCGGGAGAAGAAAGCCUCCAAGAGGAACCACCUGCCGACCUCCACCGCUACAGCCACCGCCAUAUCCAGUGGACCUGUGUGCUUCUCUCCAAAAGGUUCGCCCGAGAUUGUGGAGAGCGGCGGGGGAGGAGGAGGAGGCUCCCGCCGGCUGAGAACGGCGUACACCAACACCCAGCUGCUGGAGCUGGAGAAGGAGUUCCACUUCAACAAGUACCUCUGCCGGCCCAGGAGGGUGGAAAUCGCGGCCCUGCUGGACCUGACCGAGAGGCAGGUCAAAGUCUGGUUCCAGAACCGGCGCAUGAAGCACAAGCGGCAGACCCAGAGCAAGGAGAACCACAAUGUGGACGGCAAGGGCCAGGGGGCCGACGACGGCAUCCACAGCGACGAGGAGGAGGACGAGGGGCCCCUGUACGAGCAGAGCGGGGCCCUGCUGGAGCGGGAUACCUGCUCCUUUCAGAACAACGCGCAGCAGCUCCACAAUGGAGAGUCGGCCGGCUUCGCUGCCGCGCCGCUGAGCAGCAAUGACAAAAAUCUGAAACAUUUCCCCAACCCGGCACCCACUGUUCCGGGCUGCAUGUCAACAAUGGGCCCCGGCUCGGCAUCUGGCCCGGACAAUGGCGACAGUCCCUCGGCCCUGGAUGUUUCUUUACACGAUUUCCAAGCUUUCUCCUCGGAUUCCUGCCUACAGCUUUCAGACGCGGCUUCGCCCAGCCUGUCAGAGUCGCUGGACAGCCCCGUGGACAUCACUGCGGACAGUUUCUAUUUUUUCUCGGAGUCCCUAACCACAAUCGACCUGCAGCAUCUGAACUACUAA